Entrophospora sp. SA101 is the source of this 2289-nucleotide messenger RNA. The record is from the annotation of a GenBank genome assembly. NCBI's taxonomy places the organism in Eukaryota, Fungi, Glomeromycota, Glomeromycetes, Entrophosporales, Entrophosporaceae.
AUGUUAGCUCAAACAGAAGUAACGCCAAAUCAAGAUUCAUUAAAUUAUAUUCCGAAUAAUGAUUCAAUAACAUCAAAGAUAGAUCCCGAGGAAUUAAGUCGUAUCCAAAAACUUCGUAAUAUUGGUAUAAGUGCUCACAUAGAUUCUGGAAAAACUACAUUGACAGAAAGAAUUCUUUAUUAUACUGGAAGAAUUAAGUCAAUUCAUGAGGUUCGCGGAAAAGAUGGCGAGGGAGCAAAAAUGGAUAGUAUGGAUUUGGAACGUGAACGUGGAAUUACAAUACAAUCAGCUGCUACAUAUUGUAAUUGGAAAUGGGGGAAUCGUGGUCAUGUUGAUUUUACUAUUGAGGUUGAACGUGCACUUAGAGUUCUUGAUGGUGCAGUGUUGGUUUUAUGCGGCGUAUCGGGCGUUCAGAGUCAAACGAUUACUGUGGAUCGUCAAAUGCGUCGUUAUAGUGUUCCAAGAAUAUCAUUUAUUAACAAAUUGGAUAGAGUCGGUGCAAAUCCUUUCAACAUAAUAGAUCAAAUCAGAUCAAAAUUACGAAUUUCUGCAGCAGCAAUACAAAUCCCAAUUGGUAUUGAAGAUAAUUUAAAAGGUGUUGUUGAUUUAAUUGAAUGGAAAGCUAUUUAUAGCGAAGAGAUACCUGAUGAAUUGAUCGAUUUAGCAAAGAAAAAGAAACAAGAGUUAAUUGAAGUGUUGGCUGAUGUCGAUGAUGAAAUGGCUGAUAUAUUUUUAAUGGAAGAAACUCCAACUGCUCAACAAUUGAUGGAUGCUAUUCGCCGAGCAACCAUUUCAAAUAAAUUUACACCAGUAUUAAUGGGCUCUGCAUACAAAAACACAGCAGUUCAACGUGUCCUUGAUGCAGUUUGUGCGUACCUUCCAAAUCCAUCCGAAGUGGAAAAUACAGCAUUGGAUAUUGAUGAAAAAGAAGCAAAAGUCAAUCUUAUUCCAUAUUCGAAAAAUCCAUUUGUAGGUUUGGCAUUUAAAUUAGAAGAUGGAAAAUAUGGUCAAUUAACAUACAUUAGAGUUUAUCAGGGUGCUUUGAAAAGAGGUUCAACUAUAAUCAAUAUCAAAACUACGAAAAAAGUCAAAGUUCCAAGACUUGUUCGUAUGCACUCUAAUGAAAUGGAAGAUGUUGACCAAGUUGGGGCUGGUGAAAUUUGUGCGCUUUUUGGUAUCGAAUGUUCAUCUGGUGAUACGUUUACUGAUGGGGCAGUUCAAUAUACUAUGACUUCCAUGUUUGUUCCUGAUCCAGUAAUCUCACUAUCGAUAACUCCAAAAGUAAAAGAUUCCGUUAAUUUUUCAAAAGCACUUAGUAAAUUUCAAAGAGAGGAUCCUACAUUUAGAGUAUCAUUUGACCCAGAAAGUAAAGAAACAAUUAUAUCAGGAAUGGGAGAACUUCAUUUAGAAAUUUAUGUUGAACGCAUGAGAAGAGAAUACAAUGUUGAUUGUAAUACUGGAAAACCACAAGUAGCGUUUAGAGAAACUAUUACCAGGAAAACUAAAUUUGAAUAUACACAUAAGAAACAAACUGGUGGUUCAGGUCAAUAUGGUAAGGUGAUGGGAUAUAUUGAACCAUUGGUAAAAAGUCAAAGUGGUAGUGUUGGUGAUGAAGAGGAGGAAGAGGAGGUUCCAAUUUUUGAAAAUAGAGUUGUUGGUGGUCGUAUCCCGUCUAAUUUUAUACCAGCUGUUGAAAAAGGAUUUCAUGAUGCGUUAGAGAAAGGCACACUAAUUGGACAUCCAAUUAAUGAUGCUCGAUUUGUACUUGAAGACGGAGCACAUCAUGCAGUUGAUUCAUCAGAAUUGGCAUUUCGAUUAGCGAGUUUUUAUGCAUUUCGCGAAGCUUAUAAUAGAGCGAAUCCAGUGAUUUUAGAACCAAUUAUGAACGUAUCAAUCUCUGCACCGACUGAAUUCCAAGGAAUAGUUAUUGGUAAUUUAAAUAAAAGAAAGGGUUUGAUUAUUGAUACAGAUAUUCACGAGGACUAUUUUGUUGUGACGGCUGAAGUGCCGUUAAACAAUAUGUUUGGUUAUUCAUCUGAUCUAAGAAGUGCCACACAGGGUAAAGGUGAAUUUAGAAUGGGAGAACUUCAUUUAGAAAUUUAUGUUGAACGCAUGAGAAGAGAAUACAAUGUUGAUUGUAAUACUGGAAAACUACAAGUAGCGUUUAGAGAAACUAUUACCAGGAAAACUAAAUUUGAAUAUACACAUAAGAAACAAACUGGUGGUUCAGGUCAAUAUGGUAAGGUGAUGGGAUAUAUUGAACCAUUGGUAAAAAUGACAAAAGUAUAA